Messenger RNA from Prorocentrum cordatum, 1365 nucleotides. The record is from the annotation of a GenBank genome assembly. Lineage: Eukaryota; Dinophyceae; Prorocentrales; Prorocentraceae.
AUGGUAACGGACCUCACGUGCUGGCUGAUCGGCUUCUCGGAGUGGGUGGUGGCGAACGGGGGCACCUGGCCAGUGAAGGCCGGCUCGGGUUUUGACCAGCUGGCCGUGCGGUACGUGCUGAGCUCAAAAACGGCCGGGAGGGAGACGAAGAGCUACGUGUGGCUCGACGAUGGCGCCACGCGAAUCCAGGCGUUUUUCUCGACCGUGUUCGUAGAUCUGGCGCUGUCGGCCGGGGCAGGCGAGGCGCUGGAGCUGAAGGCGAAGUGGGACGAUCACCUCGCGGCCUUCAACGAGGAUGCCCGGGCCAGCGUUGCCGGUGCAUGGCAGACGGCGAGGAUCUGGGUCCGGGCAGAGGCAGAGCGGGUGAUCGUGACGAGCACCGUGCUCACGCUUGGCAUCGCUCUCUUUCUCGUGUUCGUGGGCGUGCUGGUCUUCACGAGGAGCUUUGGGCUGGCGAUCGUGGUGAUGUCCACAGUGACCAUGAUCAUCGUAGGGCUGUUCUUCUUCAUGGUGGUUGUCAUGGGCUGGUUAAUUGGGGCGGUUGAGGUUCUCUCCCUGAUUAUGUUCAUUGGCUUCGCGGUAGACUACUGCCUGCAUAUUGCGCACAAGUACCAUGCUUGCAUUAUCCAUGACGUCACCGAGGAGGCGGACGAUUCGCACGAAAAUGCUGAGCAGAAGACGAUGCUGGAGAAGGCUGGUGCCGCGGCAGCGAGCAGGCUCCGCCAGUCGGUGGCGCUCACGGGCAACACGAGGCUGGGGAUGGCUGCGAGCGUUGCUGGAGCCAAGAUCUUGAGGAAGCAGGCGGAGGGAAGCGAUGGCUCCAGUACGGGAACGCCCCCCGGCAGGACGGCAUCUCCGCAGAGGACCAGGGUCACCAUGAGGGUGGCGGACACCCUCAGCAGCUCGAAGCUCCCGUCGCCGCCGUCGCCCACCUGCGACGCGGUGCGGCAGGCGAACAGGGGCGCGGAGCGGUUCGAGCGCGCGAAGUUCGCCUUGGAGAAGAUCGGGCCCUCCGUGCUGGGGUCGGGGCUUACCACCCUGGGGAGCGCGGCGUUCCUGCUGCCGUGCUCCCUGCACGUGUUCUACCGGAUUGGGGCCGUCGUGUGCGGAAUCACGGUGUACGCGGAGUUUUUCGCCCUGCUUUUCUUGCCAGCGACGCUCAUGAUCAUCGGGCCAGCUGGGCACAACUUCCGGGGUUGCAUGCUCUUCAACCUGCAGGACUGGGACGUUGACCCUCUCUCGUCGAACAUCGACUCGCACGCACGCAACAAGGGCAUAUAUGUGCUCAACGUGCCUGUGAGGGGGAUGGCCCAGAUGACGCCCGGACAGCCCGCGUCCCGGACCAGAAUCAUCGCCUCGGGCUGA